UACAUGUCAGCACCACUACAACGUAGACAGCGAACAGAGUGAGGAAAUCCAUGCGGCUUCAGAGAGACGAGACAACAGGUGUCUAUGGUACAAACUCACCCGGAACACUGCUCCACACAAUGCAGCAAGGCAUCACAAGACACCUGUUGGAUCUAGUUGCCGACAAUGCCCAACACUCAUAUUACAGCUCGCAGUGCUGGAAAGGGGAACAUUACUCUGGUGCUUUGCAUGGACAUCUAUGGAAGCUGUAUAAAAAGUCUUUAGCAUGCCGUCGUCCAACCAGGGCUGGCCUGAGGAGUUUGGCUUCCAGCUGGGUGGCAGUGGACCCAGCUACAUCCUGUCCGUGGAGGAGGGCAGCAGCGCCCACCUGGCGGGGUUGCAGGCUGGGGACCAAGUCCUGGAGAUCGAGGGCCACAAUGUGUCGACGCUGGGUCCCCAAGCUGUCGUCGCCAUCGCCCAGACUCAGAAGAACAUCCCUCCCAGCAUCGGAGUGGUGUCCCGAGUACAGCAGAUGGACAUCGUACCAGGUCCGGACGGUCGUUUUGGGUUCACCAUCGUGGGAGACUGCCCCCUGCUGGUGGAGGACUGCUCGCCUUGCUCUCCAGCUGGCCGCGCAGGUCUGAGGGCCGGGGAUUACGUCAUGGAGGUCAAUGGCAUCCCCGUCAGGCAGCACGAGACGGCCGCGGCGCUGAUCAAAGCCUCACAGGGUAGGACGCUCCGUCUGGGGGUGCUGUGUCUCGGCCUGAGACAGAAACGCAGCAUCAGCAUAGAGGACAGUCAGAUGGGAGGAGAGGGGGCGAGACUGGACCGUAAACAUAAAGCUCUGGAAUUCAACAGAAGGAUUGACCAGAUUUUAGGGGACGAACCCGAAGUGAAAGAGAAACUCUUCACUGUGCUGAAGCAGUAUGCAGCCGAGAAGAGGGUCGAGUGGUUGGCCUCGGUCCUGCCCGAAAUACUCACCACUGAUGAGCACCGGCAGCUCAUCUCCAGCAUCAGAAUCUUCAUUCCCAAGAAGCACCGGCAGCGCUUUGACGAGGCCGUGUCCCAGAACGUGAUCAACCGGCUGUGUCGCAGCAAGAGCAUCAGCGAGUCCCAUGGCAGAAUCCGGCGCAGUCGGAGCGAGGAUCACUCCGAGCGCCACCACGGGUCCAAAAGGGCCAGCUCGGUGCCCCGAGAUGGAGAACCUGGGGGGAGGGGGGAGGGGGAGAGAGACAGGGGCUUAAGGAAGUCCGUCUCUGGAAUACCCGCGCAUCCCCCCAUCGGACCCAAUCAGAGGAUAAUUCGUGUCUACCGAGGGAAGAAGAACUUUGGCUUCACGCUUCGAGGUCACGCCCCCGUCUGCAUCGACUCGGUUAUCCCAGAUAGCCCUGCUGAGGAGUGUGGACUGAAAACAGGCGACCGCAUCCUCUUUCUCAAUGGACUGGACAUGAGGAACUGUUCCCAUGAGAAGGUGGUGUCCAUGCUGCAGGGCAGCGGGGCAAUGCCCACUCUGGUGGUGGAGGAGGGUCCGUCUGAGUACUCCUCAGACCAAACCGACCCGGAAGAGUCUCCAAGCCUGGCCCCCACAACGUUACCGCGCUCCAGGUCUCCAGCCCUCAGUUCUCUGCAGUGGGUGGCGGAGAUUCUUCCGCCAAGCAUCAAAGUCCACGGCCGGACCUUCAGCCAGCAGCUGGAGCACCUGCUCACCAUCCAGGAGAGGUACACUGUCUGCAAGGCUCUGGAGACCUUCUUCCAGCACAGGAAUGUGGACACUCUGAUAGUAGAUGUGUUCCCGGUGUUGGACACUCCGGCCAAACAGUUGAUCUGGCAGUUCAUCUCCCAGCUACUGACGUACGAUGAACAGGAGCGCUGCCAAGGCAAGCUGUCACGCUUCCUGGGUUUCAAGAGCACUGUCGCGUUGGAGCCUGACGUAGGCCCCGAGCACCACCGGCGGAGCAGCUCCAUGCGUGUGACGGGGUCGUCCUAUCGCGGCAUCGUCCGAGAGAGGAGCUCUGACGACUGCAUCAUCGGGACUCACCUGGGAAUGGGAAUUCAUGUGGAUGAAUCCGGGAGCCCGGAGGAAAGGCAGUCGGGAGAUGGAACCUCCUUCCCCGAGUCUCCUGACCUUAAUCAUAUGACAGGGGUGUACACGGAGCUGGAGAACGUGUACGUGGGGAAGAGUGUGUCACCACUGCGGGGGGGCUCCUCAGCAGAGCCCGAGAGGCCGGGACAGACUGAGGCCUACGGGCGCUCUCUCUCCCCCCUCACACUCCCCCCUCUAUCAGGUAGCCGAAAAUCCGGCCUCUCCCUGUCUUGGAAAGAGCCUCUCCCCACUCCUGUGUAUGAGAUCCACCACCAGAGCAGUGUGGACUCCAACCCCUACGUCAGCCUGGAAAGCCCCCCCGCCUCUCCUCAGCCCUCGGAUGGCCCCAACACUCUGACCCGCCGCAAGAAGCUGUUCACCUUUUCCCGCCCGCCUCGCAGCCGGGACACAGACAAGUUCCUGGACUCUCUGAGCGAGCAGUUGGGCCACCGGGUCACUCUGGUGGAUGACUUUGUACACGGAGAGAAUGACUAUGAGGAGGUGAGGAAGACGUGCCUCCAGUAUACUGCAUCCUCAGCUAUAUAUCAAGGUGGUUGUCAUGGUUUCAGAAGAAGAGGGAUGCCUAUGAGUUUCCAAGAGGAGCAGGACAUGAGCUUCAUGCCCCGGCGCCUCAGCAGUGGCAGCAGUGAUCACAGUAGCAGCGAUGAGGCCUCCUCUCCCUGCUACUCCUCAGGAUCGGAACUCAUCCCUCCACCUCCCACCCAGAGCCCCCCGCCUCCCCCACCUUUCCAGGCUAUGAUACCACCCCCUGUUCAAUUCACUGACCCUGUGCCACCAGUCCGCUUCUCCCCUGAGCACGUCCCCCGCAGCCGAAUGCCCUUCCAGCCGCAGCACCCCAUCAUCCCUCCUCCGCCGCCCCCUCUGAGGACCCUCCUGUCCAACCGCUCUCCUCUACACAAUGUGCUCCCCACCAGAGAAGAAGCAGAGAAAACUCAUCAGCGCUUCCAGACAACCAUCACCACCACCACCACCCGCCUCUCGCACGGCCACAGCGCCCUGGGUUCCAGCACCCUGCGCUCCUCCCAGCCGUCCCGCCCCUGCUACCUUCCCCGGCAGUUCAGUCAGCCGCAGCCUAUCCUGCAUCCGUCCCCCCAGCCCUCCCCUCAUCCGCUGAGACAGAGCCAGCUCGUCCUCCAAAGGCACCACCAGCUCCACCACCAACACAGCUAUCAGGGUCCGCUGCCGUCUUCCCUCCAGGAUCACAGCUCGUCCCAAUGUCAGACUCAAGGCCCUGCGGGCUCCCCGCUGCAAUCCAAGCCUCCAGCCUCCUACUCCACCCUCCCCAGUCAUACCAAAACCUACGAAACCCCAAAGCAGGAACAGCAGACACAACAGGCCCCUCCGCCCCCACCUCCACCUCUGCCCCCUCCCUGUGACCCGCCUCCGCUGCCCAAGUCAGGCAACCACGCCUCGGACACCAACCACAUGAGUGUAAAAAGGUUGCGCUGGGAACAGGUGGAGAACUCCGAGGGAACCAUAUGGGGUCAGCUUGGAGAGGACUCAGACUAUGACAAGCUCACUGACAUGGUGAAGUUCUUGGACCUCGAUCUUCACUUUGGGACUCAACGCCGAUCUAUCUCUCCUCCAGAGCCAGCCUUCUUGCCAGAGAACUUUAAAAAGAAAGACGUGGUGGAGAUUCUGUCUCAUAAGAAAGCCUACAACGCCUCCAUCCUCAUCGCCCACCUGAAGCUGUCCACCACCGAGCUGCGUCAGAUCCUGUUGAACAUGACGACCGACCGGCUGGAGCCCGCUCACAUCAAGCAGCUGCUGCUCUACGCCCCGGACGACGAAGAGGUCAAACAGUUUGAGCAGUUUGAACAGGACCCAGCCAAACUCAGCGAGCCCGACCAGUUCAUUUUCCAGAUGUUGACGGUGCCCGAGUAUAAAACCCGUCUGCGGAGCCUCCACUUCAAGACCACCCUGCAGGAGAGGACGGAGGAGAUGAAAGUUGCAUACGAUUACAUCUACAAGGCUUCGGUGGAGCUAAAGAGCAGCAAGAAACUGGCCAAAAUACUGGAGUUUGUACUUGCAAUGGGGAAUUACCUCAACAAUGGUCAGCCCAAGAGCCACAGGACAACCAGUUUUAAAAUCAACUUCCUAACCGAGUUGAGCACGACCAAAACAGUAGACGGGAAAUCCACGUUUCUGCACAUUCUGGCCAAGUCUCUGUGCGAACACUUCCCCGAGCUGCUCAACUUCUCCAGAGACCUGGUCACAGUGCCCCUGGCAGCCAAGGUGAACCAAAGGGCCAUCACAGCAGAGCUGAGUGAUCUGCACUCCACCAUCCUGGACAUCAGGAAGGCCUGUCUUAAGAUCCCGCCCACCUCCGAGGACCACUUUGCCUCCGUCAUGAGCAGCUUUUUGGAGAACAGCCACCCUGCAAUCCAGUCUCUGGAGUCCUUGCAGACCCGAGUCAUGGAGGAGUUCUCUAAGGUGGCCUCUUACUUUGGAGAGGACAGCAAGUCCGCCAACACAGAGUCCUUCUUCGGCAUCUUUGCUGAGUUCAUGUGCAAGUUUGAGAGAGCUCUCAGUGAGACCCAGACUCCAGAAAACCCCAGAAGCCCCAGACUCUCUUCCCCUCUGGCCUGGUAGAAGCAAGAAACGUGGGCGGACGUUGGGCUAAACAGACAGGCCGGUCGGCUCCAUUUUCACUCUGCUCUCCACAACCAAAGUGCCAAGAUCACACACAGAGACACUCGGACCAACGGGAACAGAGACCACGUCAUCUAUAGCAAACAGAAGGGAAAUGCACUGAAUCUAUUAGUCGAUAGUCACGGCUAGUGAGUGCCCCGUGUGGUACAUUACUGUAACUUCAGGUGCUGGUAGAGCUGUAUGUCCAGCUUUUUAGCACAAACAUGACACAGCAGAUAGUAAAAGAUACAUUUCGUUUCAAGUCACAAAAUCGACUGGUCUGGAUAUUUAGAUUACUUGACUAUAUGAAGUUUAUAUUUUCUAUCAGAUAACAUUUGAAAAUUGUAAAGAUUAAGCAUAGAUGUAGACAGACGGCAGUUAUCUAGAAGCAAGGGGAUUCACAAGUGUAGUUUAGUUAGCGUGUACAGAGCCAGACAGUUCAUACAGUAGUGUGCUCACUGCCUCCCAUACGGCAUGAUUUGAUUUAUAUAUAAAAAAAAAAAAAAGUAGAUAUGAGGUUUUUUUUCCAAACAUUGCUGGUCUGGACUUACAUAUGUGGUCAGCUAUCCUACUGUGAAUUUAAAGGGCAUCUAUUAUAGGAGUUAUGAUAAAACACAUGUUUUUUUAACUCCAUACACAGGGAGAUAAAGUCAUCCACAACCAGCUCUUGUUCACUUUUGUCCUUUGCAAAUUACAUUUCUAAAUUCUCUUUGAGGAUCAGUCAGUCAUUUCUGUGGUUAAUGCCGUUAGGAUUUAGACUCCGGUCAUCACAUCCCAACUGGACUCGAUCCUGAUCAUACAUAACCACUGCAAUCUGUCAAAUCAGAAAGCCUCUAAACAUCAGGUUUGAGUCAGCAUCAGCAUUGUAAUUUUUCUGCCUGCGAGGACUCUAAAUUUAUUCAAUGACACAUAUUUAUUUACAAAACAUAAUUUAGAACCCUUCACACUAACUACAUCAGCACAUGGUGAGAUGUGGCUUAGAAAUCAUCUGUGGGUGGAAUGCCUUGUUCCUGUCGGUACAGAGGCAGCUGAGCCGUUUGCUUCUGCUAAUAGUUCUGCAUUUUGUCAAGUGUCUCUCGAGUGUUGUGAACACGGCCCGGCUUCAGCAAGUGUGUGGCUGCUGAAUGAAUUAAUGUCAAAUGCAUGUAGGGA
Etheostoma cragini (Arkansas darter) is the source of this 5866-nucleotide messenger RNA. RefSeq names its product glutamate receptor, ionotropic, delta 2 (Grid2) interacting protein, b (gene grid2ipb). The transcript has 27 exons. NCBI's taxonomy places the organism in Eukaryota, Metazoa, Chordata, Actinopteri, Perciformes, Percidae. The coding region runs from base 266 to 4675 and encodes 1469 amino acids. Gene Ontology annotation, molecular function: protein binding. The record is from RefSeq and is a predicted model, not a curated record.